AUAGAAAGAUAUAUAUUCUGGUGAUUAAUAUUUACAUGUACUAAUAUAUAGUACUCUUGAAAAAAUUGAAACUAUAAUUGAAGAGCUUUUUCUUGAUAUAUGUUCAUUUGUUUGAUAUCCAUUGUUAUGCAAAUAUUAAGAAAAACAAGUUGAUUGCGCCUAUUAACUUUAAGACAAACAUAUAUAACGCCAAGAAAAAUAAUCAUCGCAUUGUCAAAGCUCAAAUAGCACUGUUCAUUAAUAACACAAAUAUGAGCAUACCAUAUGACGAAAAUCUUAUUUGGAUACUAAUAGUUGGGUUCAUAGUAGCAUUCGUCCUAGCAUUUGGCAUAGGUGCCAACGAUGUUGCAAACAGUUUUGGGACAAGUGUGGGUGCUGGAGUCCUUACAAUUUUUCAAGCUUGCAUCUUGGCAACUUUUUUUGAAAUUGCUGGUGCCGUACUGAUAGGAUAUAAGGUCUCUGAUACAAUGCGUAAGGGUAUACUAGAUGUCACAUUAUAUGAAGGCCAUGAAAAGGAAUUAAUGAUAGGAGCACUUUCUAGUUUAACUGGAUCUGGAAUCUGUUUAUUGCUUGCUACAGCAUUUCGACUUCCAAUUUCUGGUACACAUUCCAUAGUUGGAGCUACUGUAGGAUUUUCUCUUGUUUGUAGAGGAACAGCAGGGGUAAAAUGGAUUGCCCUAAUAAAUAUAGCAGCAUCGUGGUUUGCAAGCCCUGUACUCAGUGGCAUCGUGUCUGCUACUAUCUUCUGGCUCAUAAGAAAAUUUGUGUUAAGAUCUAGCAAUCCUUUUGAAACGGGACUUCAUAUACUUCCUUUGGCGUAUGGCCUCACCAUUGCCGUCAACGUCGUUUCAGUUGCGCAUGAUGGACCUAAAUUGUUGAUGUUGGAUAGAAUGCCAUGGUGGGGUAGCUUGACGGCCGCAUUGAGUUUAGGAUUAUUUUCAGGAAUUAUUGUUUAUUUAUUUAUUGUACCAUGGCAAAGAAAAAGAAUCAUUUUAACUGAUCCUGGUGGUGAAAAAAAGACGGCCUUGUGUACGUGCGAUAAAAGCGAAACAACAGCUAUGUCUAUAAUUUCGGAAAAUCCAUGUAGUAGUAAUAGUGACGCAAAAGAAGUUGCUGCACCAAAAUUACGUGGUAACAGUAGUGCUAGUCCACUUUUAAUAGUAGCUGGUUCUAAUGCAGAAGAAAGUCAAACUGAAAAUGAUAAGAAAGACGAAGAACAACCAGAAGUGUCAAAGUUAUUUUCAUUUCUGCAAGUAUUAACAGCUGGUUUUGGUAGUUUUGCACAUGGUGGUAAUGAUGUUAGCAAUGCUAUCGGUCCUCUCAUAGCACUAUGGGCAAUAUAUGCUGAAGGUUCGGCGAGACAAGAAGCUGAAACACCAAUAUUAAUACUACUCUAUGGUGGAUUAGGUAUCUCUGCUGGCUUAUGGAUAUGGGGACGUAGAGUAAUCCGUACAUUAGGAGAAGAUUUAGCACGUAUCACACCUACUACAGGCUUCACUAUAGAGCUAGGAGCUGCAGUGACAGUUUUGUUGGCAAGUAAGGCUGGUUUACCUGUGUCAACAACUCAUUGCAAAGUAGGAUCGGUGGUAUGUGUUGGAUGGGCAUCGCGCGGUGGUGAGGGUGUUUCUUGGAAACUGUUCAGAAAUAUUGCUUGUGCAUGGUUAAUAACUGUACCAGUGGCUUGCGCCCUAUCUGCAGGCUGUAUGGCUAUUUUUAAAACAUUUCUUACUUUAUGAUUUUAUUAUUUAAAUAAUUUCAGAUGAUUUAGAGAAGCCAUUCAAUACUAAAACUGCUGUGAAUAAAUCAUGCAGAAAUAAAUAAUUGAACACCA
Messenger RNA from Polistes canadensis, 1831 nucleotides. RefSeq names its product sodium-dependent phosphate transporter 1-A (gene NaPi-III). Gene Ontology annotation, molecular function: phosphate transmembrane transporter activity. The coding region runs from base 252 to 1736 and encodes 494 amino acids. The transcript has 5 exons. The record is from RefSeq and is a predicted model, not a curated record. NCBI's taxonomy places the organism in Eukaryota, Metazoa, Arthropoda, Insecta, Hymenoptera, Vespidae. Gene Ontology annotation, cellular component: membrane. Gene Ontology annotation, biological process: phosphate ion transmembrane transport.